Marmota monax (woodchuck) is the source of this 936-nucleotide messenger RNA. RefSeq names its product olfactory receptor 2B2-like. Lineage: Eukaryota; Metazoa; Chordata; Mammalia; Rodentia; Sciuridae. Gene Ontology annotation, cellular component: membrane. Gene Ontology annotation, biological process: G protein-coupled receptor signaling pathway. The record is from RefSeq and is a predicted model, not a curated record. Gene Ontology annotation, molecular function: olfactory receptor activity; G protein-coupled receptor activity.
AUGAGCAGGGCUAACGAGAGUGCCCCACAGGAGUUCAUCCUGCUGGGUUUCUCAGAUCGACCCUGGCUAGAGCUUCCGCUCUUUGUGGUGUUCCUGGUCUCCUACGUCUUGACCAUCGAGGGCAAUAUGACAAUAAUUCUUGUGUCUCAUCUGGAUCCUAAACUCCACACGCUGUACUUCUUUCUCACCAGUCUCUCACGUCUGGACCUGUGCUACACCACCAGCACUGUUCCGCAGAUGCUGGUGAACAGCAGCACCAGGAAGGUGAUCAGCUAUGGUGGCUGUGUGGCCCAGCGCUUCCUCUUCCUGGCCCUGGGUUCCACUGAAUGCCUUCUGCUGGCUGUCAUGUCCUUUGAUAGGUUUGUGGCUAUCUGCCGGCCCCUCCGGUACUCAGUUAUCAUGCACCAUGGGCUCUGCCUGCAGUUGGCAACUGCCUCCUGGGUGAGCGGCUUCAGCAACUCCGUUCUGCAGUCCACCUGGACCCUCCACAUGCCGCUGUGUGGCCACAGAGAAGUGGACCAUUUCUUCUGUGAGGUGCCCGCGCUGCUCAAGCUGUCCUGUGCUGACACAACAGCCAACGAAGCUGAGCUGUUCUUCAUCAGCGUGCUGUUUCUCUUAAUACCCGUGACCCUCAUCCUCAUAUCCUACACAUUCAUCGUCCAAGCAGUGCUGAGAAUACAGUCAGCAGAAGGUCGCAGAAAGGCAUUUGGGACCUGUGGCUCACACCUGAUUGUGGUGACACUUUUCUAUGGCACGGCCAUCUAUAUGUACCUGCAGCCGCCAUCCCCCUCCUCCAAGGACCGGGGGAAGAUGGUGUCUCUUUUCUAUGGAAUCAUCACACCCAUGCUGAACCCCAUCAUCUACACCCUGAGGAACAAGGAGGUAAAGGGAGCUUUUAAAAGGUUGAUUUCAAGGGCCUUCUUAAUAAACAAGUAA